AUGGCCGAUCAUUUUGAAGGACUCAUUCCGCCAGCGGACCGUGGCCAUGCAGAAACCGGAGCUAUUUACGGUGCCGUCAUUACUGUCACCGUCCUUGCUACCAUAGCUGUCAUUUUUCGUUUUGUAGCAAGAAGGAAGUCGGAGGCUUCCAUCUCCUACGAUGACUAUUCGAUUGUGCUCGCACUGGUGUUUCUCUACGGCCUCAAUGUAGACACAAUCAUUGCUGCGGCGCUAUGGGGACUCGGGAAACACUUCUUCACCUUGUCAAAGGAUCAACUCCUCCAUUUUCAAAAAAACGGCCUGGCAAGUCUCGCCCUAUACUUUACCACAAACGCAACGACCAAAAUGUCCCUCCUCCUGCUUUACUACCGUCUCUUCUCUCCCUCGCGUCGUUUUCGAAUCGCCGUCUACACCGCCGCCGUCGUCGUCGUCGCCUGGUGGAUGGCUGUCUUGUUCGCUGAUAUCUUUCAAUGCGUCCCAGUCCACGCUUUCUGGACCUUUCACGUAAAGAAUGCCAACACGGCAAGAUGCAUGGACACUUUCACCUUCUCCAUCGGCACGGGUGUCAGUAACCUUGUCACCGAUAUCAUGGUCCUGUGCCUGCCCAUGCCUAUGGUUUGGUCACUAAGAACGAACCGUGCGCAGAAGAUUUCGUUGACCGGGGUUUUUCUGCUUGGGUUUUUCGUCUGCGCCAUCUCCAUCGUCCGCAUUGUCAAAUUGGUUGCCGCGGGACGCUUAGACCCCACCUACAGUCUCGGAAUCGCCUUCACAUGGUCCUCCGUCGAGCCGAGCGUCGGCAUCAUCUCCGCCUGCAUUCCAAUCAUGCGCUCCCUCUUCAGCCACCGCCUCUUCUCCCCCGGCCUCCCCCCCCACCCCCGAUCCAACCAGACCCCCAGCGCCAAAAAGACCCCCAUGACCACCACCACCUCCUCCUCCCAUCCCGCAAGCGCCACCGUCCCCUCGCCCGUCCACGGCCACUUCACCCGCCUCGACGGCCCCACCUACCGCGACCAGCUCGAGUCGUCCUACCGCGACCGAUGGGGCCUGGCGUCCAGUGGCCGCACCGACGACGGCGGUGGUGGCGGUGGGGCGGGGUCCGGCGAUGGCAACGGUGGCGCGCCCGUCGCCAACGGUAGCUACGGCGAUCGCAAAGGCGUCAGUUGGCUCAUGUACGGGCCCGGCAAGGGCGAUGCGGCGGCCUUGGAGGAGGGAGGCGGGGUCCAGGAGCCGGGGUUCCAGCUGCGCCAGUGGCCGCGGGGGAGGGAGGGACCGCAUUGGAGGGGGGGGUGA
Messenger RNA from Letharia columbiana, 1290 nucleotides. RefSeq lists its product as uncharacterized. NCBI's taxonomy places the organism in Eukaryota, Fungi, Ascomycota, Lecanoromycetes, Lecanorales, Parmeliaceae. The coding region runs from base 1 to 1290 and encodes 429 amino acids. The transcript is spliced from 6 exons. The record is from RefSeq and is a predicted model, not a curated record.